AUGGAAGAGAACGCGCCGCUGAGCUUGCCUUCUGCACAACAAACUGAUCAGGAGAACCUCACAGUAGGUGGGUCUCUCGUACAGCCCGCUGGUCCAGCUCGAAAGAACUUUAUGACAGCCGAUGAUCUGAUUUCACUGCGCGCUGUCAACACGAUCAAGCCGGGGGAAUCCGCGAUGAAUAAGGGGAACCCUGAGAAGUAUGUGUAUCUUAAUAGUCGCUUACAAUUCGAGAAGUACGAGACCAAAAGAAUGAGAGAGCACGAGUUAAAACUGGAACAGCAGCGUCAAGAAGCUGAGCGCGCACGUGAUGAGCGUAUGCAAGCUGCUGAACGUGACUUCGAGAAGUUUAUGUUGCAGCUACUGGAAAUAGCUCUCGGACGUGCAAAAGACAAACAGUAA
Messenger RNA from Phytophthora infestans T30-4, 399 nucleotides. RefSeq lists its product as uncharacterized. Lineage: Eukaryota; Oomycota; Peronosporomycetes; Peronosporales; Peronosporaceae. The record is from RefSeq and is a predicted model, not a curated record. The transcript has a single exon. Bases 1 to 399 code for a protein of 132 amino acids.